AUGGGCAUCGUUCUUGUCCUGGAGAAGCAGACGACAAGCACAACGACAUCCUCAUCAACACAACAAGACUUCAUACAACAGCAAUCGAUGGACCUCGACUUUUGCCAGUCUCGAAGACAUCCAUACAACGACAAUACUGCCAUGCAAUUCGCGGCUAUCGCCGCCCUUGCCGCCUUUACUGGUCUGGCUUUCGCUGAAGUCAAGAGCUACACCGGCCUCCUCGCCGCGGAGGACAGCCCUGGUUCGCAUGACUGUGUGGAAUCACUUCGUGCGCACCGUAAAAACCCCCAGCCCACUACGUCUCUCGCUAAUCAUUAG
Molecule: messenger RNA, 318 nt
Organism: Lecanosticta acicola
Lineage: Eukaryota; Fungi; Ascomycota; Dothideomycetes; Mycosphaerellales; Mycosphaerellaceae
Source: the annotation of a GenBank genome assembly